Messenger RNA from Solanum stenotomum, 1674 nucleotides. RefSeq names its product receptor-like protein Cf-9 homolog. The transcript is spliced from 6 exons. Bases 1 to 1674 code for a protein of 557 amino acids. Lineage: Eukaryota; Viridiplantae; Streptophyta; Magnoliopsida; Solanales; Solanaceae. The record is from RefSeq and is a predicted model, not a curated record. Gene Ontology annotation, molecular function: protein binding.
AUGAACAAAGUGCUGAAACUUCUGACGCAGACAGCUUUUACAGCUAUACCACACUUUGUCACUGGACGAGCAUACUCUGCAGAGGACCAGAAUGAUCAACUCAGUGGUUAUUUUCCAAAGACUAGAUGGAACAGUAGUGCAUCUAUCGCGGAGUUAUUUCUCAGUGGUGUGAAUUUAUCUGAUAAUUUGCCUGAGUCUCUUGGCUAUCUAACUUCGAUGCAUUCUUUGUAUCUUAAUUAUUGCAACCUUAGAGGGACUAUUCCUGAAUCUCUUUCGAAUCUCACCCACAUAGAGUUUUUGAUCCUUGAAGGAUCUCUUAGUACGUUACGAUUGGCUGCAUGUGAAGUGAAAGAAAUAGAGUUUCUAAGAUCCGCAAAGAAGCUUUCUGACUUGGAUCUUUCAAAUAAUAAGCUUCAAGGAAGAAUUCCUGAUUGGGCAUGGUCUAACUGGAUGUUUUCAUUAGGAUCUCUUAAUAUAUCCCAAAAUAUGUUGACGAGUGAGGAUUCAAUUCCUCUUCAGUCUGUAGAAACCCUUGAUUUGCGAUCCAAUUUGCUUCAAGGUUCACUACCUAUUCCGCCAAAUUCCAUACGUUACUUCUUCAUAUCUCAUAAUAAUCUUAGUGAAGAAAUCCCUUCAUCUAUUUGCAAUUUGACAUCACUGGUAAUGCUUGAUUUGGCAAGAAACAACUUGAAGGAAUCAAUUCCGCAAUGUUUGGGUAAUAUUAGCCGCCUUGAGGUUUUGGAUAUGCAUCGCAACAAUCUUUUUGGGACUCUCCCAACGAUUUUUACGAUUGAAAGUUCAUUGAGAAGCCUCAACUUGCAUGGCAAUAUACUAGAGGGGAAAAUUCCUCGGACUUUGGCCAAUUGCAAAGACUUGCAAGUUCUUGAUAUAGGAGAUAAUCAUCUCAUUGACACAUUCCCGACAUGGUUGGGAACUCUUUCAAAGCUUCAAGUUUUAAGCUUGAGAUCGAAUAAGUUGCAUGGACACAUUAGAACUUUAAGAAGUGAAAACAUGUUUCUUCAGCUACGGAUCAUCGAUCUCUCUUACAAUGCCUUUACGGGAAACUUGCCUACGAUUGCAACCAAGGGAUUGGAGCUUGAACUUGUACGAAUUUUGACUGUUUACACCACUAUUGAUCUUUCAAGUAACAACUUUGAAGGAGAUAUUCCAAGCAUCAUGGGAGAUCUUAUUGCACUUCGAGUGCUGAAUUUCUCUCAUAAUAGAUUGCAAGGAGAGAUACCUCAACAACUUGCUUCUCUUACGUUUCUUGCAUCCUUAGAUCUCUCCCACAAUCAUCUGCAAGGAUGCAUCCCUCAAGGAUCUCAAUUUGAUACAUUUGAGAACAAUUCAUAUGAAGGCAAUGAUGGUUUACGUGGAUUUCCUGUUUCAAAAGGUAGUGGUAGAAAUAGGGUAGCAAUGACAAAUUAUACUGUAUCUGGACUAGACGAUCAAGAAAGCAAUUCUGAAUUUCUGAGUGAUUUUUUGAAAGCCGCUCUUAUGGGCUAUGGAAGUGGACUAUGCAUUGAAUUAUCCAUAAUAUAUUUCAUGAUAUCAACUAGAAAUCUGAAAUGGCUUGUAAGAAUCAUUGAAAAUUUGGAACGAAAGAUAAUUAUGCGAAGGAGAAGGAAGGAGCGAAGUCUAAGGAAUUACAGAAGAAGGAAUAAACGCGUUUAG